Coregonus sp. 'balchen' is the source of this 8404-nucleotide messenger RNA. The record is from the annotation of a GenBank genome assembly. NCBI's taxonomy places the organism in Eukaryota, Metazoa, Chordata, Actinopteri, Salmoniformes, Salmonidae.
CAUUACAACCUCACAAUCUUCCUAGUUAUAGUGUUACAUUUUUAAAUGAUGUAUUUACAUUAAUUCAAACAACAUCAGGUAGUUAGGCCAGUAAUUAUUUCAAUAGACUCAAAACUGUUUAUUCUGUAUCACGUUCAUGUCUGCGUGCAGCGCACCGUUUGACGCCGUGGUUGGUCCUCGCUGACGCUGCUGUCAAAUGGCAACUGCCAACGCUCAAGAAGGAAACUCCUCCCUGUUGACAGCACGUUCCGUUACCUUCUCAGCGCAAUGGUUUCUUGGAUAAUCUCUAGACUUGUGGUGUAAGUUAUUUUUUAUCACAUUCUUCUUUCAUAAAAAUCCCAACUCGAGAUAAUGCCGUUUGCUGUAAAUAUGCGUUUUUUUUCUGUGACACAAGGUGCAUGACAGCAGUGGCGGCUUUAUAGCCUAUUUAGGCUACGUCUUAUUUCUAAGCAGAGAUGGUGACUCUGGGGUUUGAGACGAGACAGAAUAUUGUGCUCUGUUUAUGACUGUGUUAUUCCUUAUUUAAAGAAUGGGGUUUUUGCCAUUUCGGCGCACAUUAUUUGAUUUAAUUGUCAUAUCACAUUUAAAGGUCGGUGAAUAUUUUGUUUAGCCUAUUAUGUAUUUACAUGCGAUUAUAUUCCAGACAAAGAAUUACGUGAUUGCCCAAAUUAAAUAUGUAUAUUUCUAUUGAUAUAUGUCUGCUCAUGCAGAGCUAUGCAUGUUGGAAAUGAUCAAGCAACAAGAAUGCUGCCAUCGAUAGGGGAUUUCAUGCAGUAAAAGCAAAUAUAACUGAAUAAAAUGCUUUUAUAAAGCACAGAGCAGUGGUAAGCAGAGCUAUUUUAUGAUACUUGAUGUCCUUUAUUUGGAAAACAAAGGGAUGGGUCAACCCUCUCAGGUUACAAUACAAGUGUUGCAUAUAAUUCUAAGACUUUAUUGCCACAAAUGUUCUGAGCCAUCUGAAUAUUUAAGCACGUUAAUCUAUGGAAGCAGAAUUAUAGGCUCCACUGGCCAUUUCUAUUGUGUUGUAAUAUGGCGAAAUGAUUAAACGUGUUCACAACAUAUAGACUUGGAGUUAGCCAAAUCUCAAAAUAGCACGUAAAUUAAAUUUAGGUUACAAUAUCAUAUUACAUUGCUGUUUCAGACAUGAGGCUCCAAGUGUCUUCUUUCUGUCUGUCUUGGCAUUCAAAGCUCUAUAUAGACUAUCCAACACAACAUUUUAUUUGUUAUUUUGAGGUCUUAAGCAGAAACACUGAAUGCAUUUUGUUUUGAGUGACCUUGUGGGUGUAACAACUGUAUGGUUAUACAGGACAAGCCAGUGUAGGCCUAUAUACGUCAGUAAUUUAAGCAGGUCACACUCAGCUGUUGCCAUACUGUUGCUUCAAGACAAGGGGUCCCCCUGUCCGAAAGAUAUACAGUCCCACACAGGUGUAGUCCUCGUGUGGCCUUGUUUAAUAAGUUCGAAUUUUAAAUGUGCUCCCAUUAGUUUGAAUUGUUGUUGAAAAUAUGAGUGUCUUCAUGUCAAUUACACAUUCAACAAUAUGGGCGGAAUUGGAAAUCACUUGCGCACGUAAAACUCGGACUUAUCUCGCGGGGUCUCUGAUGGCAAUGGGAUUUUGGCGCAAAGGAAAUGCGCAUGGGAUGGUUCUCAGAUACUCACUCACAAUUUCUUGGGAAUAUGAGCCACUCCCUGUUGAUUUAUUAUUUGUUUAUAUAAACAUUAUGCAUUCAAUCAAAUCUAAAACAGUUUUAACACAGUCAAUUCGUCAUAAACCCAAUACCCAGGACUGGGGAGUCAGAGGAUAGAUAAUGGCAAUUCAAUUGUGAACUGCUGUCAGUUGCUGUAGCCUACUUUGGACAGUUUUUACUAUUGAGUUUUAUUUGCUUUUAUCCCCAUAAAUGUGUGUGGAUGUGCUGGACAAGCACUUAUUGCAUAGGCUAAUGACAUGUUUUGUGUUUUCCAGGCUUGUAUUUGGCACAUUAUAUCCUGCAUACUCCUCAUACAAAGCUGUCAAGUCAAAGGAUGUGAAGGAAUAUGUGAGUAUUAGCAACAUUAUGAAAAAAAGUGACAAUGAAACCAAACAGUAACAUGCCAUAGUCUGGGCAUAUUAUGGGCCAGUUUCACAGACCCAGCCAACUCUUGGACUGAAUUACUUAAACCAGGAUUUAUUAGAAUUGAGUUUAAUAUUCUGAACUAUUAUGUAUCAGACUAACUGUGAUAGUUAUUUUGAUUUUAAAGGUGAAAUGGAUGAUGUACUGGAUCAUAUUUGCACUAUUCACCACCAUGGAAACCAUCACAGAUAUAUUUAUCUGUUGGUAAGUUAAUGGUGUAUUAUAAAACACCUAUUUUGUUUAUGUAUAUUAUUAUUUCACUUGAUUUCAUAUAAUUAGUUAUGAUGUCCAAAAUAUUGUUCUGAAAUAGUACUGAGUCACAUAACAUUAGCCAACAUAGGAUAGUCAUAAGACUAAUGAUGGUGUUGUAAUGGAGUAUAGAUUUUAUGAAUGCUCUGAUCACUGUAUUAUUCUUCCCUUCACUGUAGGGUUCCUUUCUAUUAUGAGCUGAAGAUUGCCUUUGUGGUAUGGUUACUGUCUCCCUACACAAAGGGGUCCAGUGUUCUAUACAGGAAGUUUGUUCACCCAACACUAUCUUCAAAAGAGAAGGUGAGACCAGUGCAUUAGUACUUUUUUUUUUGUCCUCUUGAAAUGUAUUAUGAGGUGUCUUCUAUAUUAUAUAUGCUUUAAAUGCUCUGCUAAUAAUUUUAAUGACAGAGUUUGCUGUGAUCAAUUAUCCAAGGGAGAGGUUGGAUUGUCCUAGCUGGUCAUGUUUUGGGUGAUGGGCAGGAAGGAAACGGCACACGUCAGAGUUGAGAGGGGACCAACACAGGGACCCACUGUCAUAUGAAAAUAACAAUAACACUGAUUCUAAAAGACAAUCAAGAUGUCCACUCUUUAUGUGUGAAGAAACAUAUACAUUGCUAAAGAGCAAUCUCAAGACAGAUAGAGACCAUGUUCAUUACAAAUAGUCACAACAUUUAUUGUUUACAUACAGUACAUCAAAUCUAUGAAUGUGUUUUUCACAUGGCCUGCCAAUAAAAACACAAGUAAUGUGUUUUUCUCUCUGUCCAGGAUAUUGAUGACUAUCUCUGCCAAGCAAAGGACAAAAGCUACGAUACUCUGGUGACUUUUGGGAGGAAAGGUUUGAAUGUAGCAGCCACAGCUGCAGUCCUGGCUGCGACAAAGGUAAUGCUUACUAUUUUAAUUUCUGAUGUGUCCUGGGGGAAUGGUGGGGUGAAGUGAUGUUUUUCUGUAUUCAUAUAGAUAAUUCAUAGUGUUCAUGUAUUUUGUCUCCCACCCCAGAGCCAAGGAGUACUGUCAGAUAGACUACGAAGUUUCAGCAUGCAUGACUUGUCUGCCUACCAGUCCGACCAAACUGAGAUGGACUCUGGAUCUGUCUCCACCCAGUCUGCAGCUGGACAACAGAGGGCCAAGACCAUGAUGCGCAGCAAGUCAGAGAGUGGCUACACCAAGGGUGAGACUAUACUGCCACAUACACUUACAUCACUAACCAGGAUACAGACAGAACGAAUGACACAGCCAGUGUCAGGAUGAGAUGAUCCUAUUGCACAUAAUUUUCCCAUAAGACAAUUUGAUCACCUCUUAGAUAACUACCAGGUAAUAGCUAAGUAGCAAUAUGGUAACACUGAAAAGGGUAGAUACAGUGCAUUCGGAAAGUAUUCAGACCCCAUUACUAUUUCCAAAUGUUGUUACGUUACAGCCUUAUUCUAAAAUGGAUUAAAUAGUUUUUUCCCCUCAUCAAUCUACACACAAUACCCCAUAAUGACAAAGCAAAAACAGGUUUUUAGAAAUGUUUGCAAAUGUAUAAAAAUAAAACACGGAAAUAUCACAUUUACAUAAGUAUUCAGACCCUUUACUCAGUAUUUUGUUGAAGCACCUUUACCAGCGAUGACAGCCUCAGGUCUUCUUGGGUAUGACGCUACAAGCUUGGCACAUCUGUAUUUGGGGAGUUUCUCCCAUUCUUCUCUGCAGAUCCUCUCAAGCUCUGUCAGGUUGGAUGGGGAGCGUCACUGCACCGCUACUUUCAGGUCUCUCCAGAGAUGUUCGAUCGGGUUCAAGUCCGGGCUCUGGCUGGGCCACUCAAGGACAUUCAGAGACUUGUCCCGAAGCCACUCCUGCGUUGUCUUGGCUGUGUGCUUAGGAUCAUUGUCCUGUUGGAAGGUGAACCUUCGCCCCAGUCUGAGGUCCUGAGCACUCUGGAGCAGGUUUUCAUCAAGGAUCUCUCUGUACUUUGCUCCGUUCAUCUGCCCUUGAUCCUGACUAGUCUCCCAGUCCUUGCUGCUGAAAAACAUCCCCAUAGCAUGAUGCUGUCACCACCAUGCUUCACCGUAGGGAUGGUGCCAGGUUUCCUCCAGACGUGACGCGUGGCAUUCAGGCCAAAGAGUUCAGUCUUGGUUUAAUCAGACCAGAGAAUCUUGUUUCUCAUGGUCUGAGAGUCCUUUAGGUGCCUUUGGCAAACUCCAAGCGGGCUGUCAUAUGCCUUUUACUGAGGAGUGGCUUCCGUCUGGCCACUCUACCAUAAAGGCCUGAUUGGUGGAGUGCUGCAGAAAUGGUUGUCCUUCUGGAAGGUUCUCCCUUCUCCACAGAGGAACUCUGGAGCUCUGUCAGAGUGACCAUCAGGUUCUUGGUCACCUCCGUGACCAAGGCCCUUCUCCCCCGAUUGCUCAGUUUGGCCGGGCGGCCAGCUCUAGGAAGAGUCUUGGUGGUUCCAAACUUCUUCCAUUUAAGAAUGAUGGAGGCCACUGUGUUCUUGGGGACCUUCAAAGCUGCAGAAUUUUUUUGGUACCCUUGUUCAGAUCUGUGCCUUGACAUAAUCCUGUCUUGGAGCUCUACGGACAAUUCCUUCGACCUCAUGGCUUGGUUUUUGCUCUGACAUGCACUGUCAACUGUGGGACCUUAUAUAGACAGGUGUGUGCCUUUCCUAAUCAUGUCCAAUCAAUUGAAUUUAUCACAGGUGGACUCCCAAGUUUUAGAAACAUCUCAAGGAUGAUCAAUGGAAACAGGAUGCACCUAAGCUAAACCUAAGCUACAUUUCGAGUCUCAUAGCAAAGGGUCUGAAUACUUAUGUAAAUAGCGUAUUUCUGUUUUUAUUUAUUUAUAAAUGUGCAAACAUUUCUAAAAACCUGUUUUCGCUUUGUCAUUAUGGGUGUAUUUAUUAUGUGUAGAUUGAGGAUUUGUAUUUAUUUAAUCCAUUUUAGAAUAAGGCUGUAACGUAACAAAAUGUGGAAAAAGGGAAGGGGUCUGAAUACUUUCCGAAUGCACUGUACGAUUGGCAAUGUGUACACCUCUAGCAUGUGUACUAGUACGGCCUAAUAGAGUAAAUCAUAUUUCACAGUUGAACUCCCUAGUUAGUAACAUAUUUACCUUACUGCUUAGUAUUGCUCAUUGCUUCAAAGUAAAGGCAUUAGAAAUGUUGGCACUGCUGAAAACAGGUCUGUUUCCUCUGCGUAAACAAACAUUAUCAUAUGGCCUCUUUCCUGUUUAAGCCUGAAGAUAAUAGUUAUGUGCCCUGACUUUCCUUAGUCCCCCUAACCCCACAUCUCUAUUCCUGUUUGUGACGCUCCCUGACUGCAGGUCAGUCUCCACAGGGCUGCCAGGCAGGCUCUAGACCAGUGGUAUUCAAACUUUCAAACCCCAAAUCUGACGACACAACAUUAAAAUCGGUCCAUUUAGAUUUUCACAUAAAUAAAUAACCUUCAAUUCAUUACAUUUUCUCUCUUAUCAAAAUUAAGAGAACCAAUAAAUACAUUUACUCACUGAAAUUGUAUUUUUCAAAUGAUUUUUCUCAAAAACAUUUGUAUAUUGUCUCAUGAAAAAAUUCUGUAUUCUUAAUUUUGGGCAACCCCACUGCAAUUCCCUUGACUUUGAAUACCACUGUUCUAGACCCACCUAGGAAUGAUUCACGUUUAGCUUUUAUCAUAGAAUGACCAGAGCCUGCUCUUUGUUGGCCAUACUAGUUCAAUGUUUCAUGUCUCAUUAUACGGUAUGUGUUGUACAGUCCUAAAGUUUCUUUGAGAUUUACUUUGUUUGGAUUGAUGAGUCUAUUUUCCAAGAGGUUAUUAAUAGCCACAAGGUGAAAAAGAAUGCUUUUGCACCGUCGCUCUGUUAACAUUUUUUGUUGUGGAUGACUGUAACUGUAAGUGGCUGUACUGUAUGUGGAUCAUUAACAAGUUUUCCAAUUAUGUUUGAAAAACAUGUUUCGUUAAUUUACCACACACUUAUUGUACAAUAAUUACAAUGUGAUUAUCUGUGUUUUCAGAACAACAUGAUAUUAGCUGAUAGGUCAACCAGCGUCCUUCAUAUUGAAAGAGCAGGGUUAUGAAAGGCUAUUUUGGCCUUUUGCUUUCCGUUUCCAUGGCAUAUUGAAUGAUGAGAUGGAAAUCCAGUGUACUCAACAUGAUUCUGCAGACUAAAUGAAGGGCACUGAAGAGGAGUCCUCGUCCUAAUGGCAUUGCUCUGUGAGAGAGGGUAUCCCAUAUCUUUCAGCAUUAUUCUAGUCCUUAUUCCCCUGCCUGCACACAUGGUCCUUUUGAUGUCUGCUCCCGUGCUCUGUGUAGAGAACAACAACCCUACUCUGCCCCUUAGAAAGUCAAUUCAUAACAACCUCACUGUAGUGACGCUACAGCACUUCAAUAAUUAUAGUACAACAUUUUCACUGCUGCUUUCAGCAUACAUUCUGAUAUGUGUCUGUUCAUUUUUCACCACCGUUGCUUCUCACGGUGCAGGGCAGGAUUUGGAUAUGACUGCGUAUGAGGUGUUGAGAUUCGACCAGUGUGACACUAAGGAGCUGCUGUCCCACCCUAUUACGCCCCCCAAACCCACACUCCCUCCUUCACCCUCUCUGACCCCCCAGCCCUCUCCACCUCCAUCCCUUGCACCAGAGCAGACUGAGGACAUGGGGGGGGAAACAUCAACAAGCACCCCACAGCUCAGGCUGAUUAAGAGGAAGGCACCUGAGGUACUCCUUUAAACUGGCUGGCCUACUGUGUGUGGUUCUAACUGCCCCUGAACUGGACUGUGACUAACACACCGAGUCACUAAUUCUAACUGGGUUCUCGUGGCGUGGCACGGUAUCAUUGCAAAAAUUAGGACGGCAGAUCAUUUUUGGCCUGAAAUUGGUUGUACCGUUAUGAUACAAAUUAGUUUCUAAUAUGCAUUUGUAGUUUUAGUGGACUGAUGUGUGUAAAUUGAUGUUAUUUUCAGUAAUGUUUUACUGCUUUUAUGACUUUGCUGUUGAAUGCAAUGGAAGUAUUGAUUUGAUUGCAUGUAUUGUUUUCCCAAUUUCCCUAGAAAACAAGCUGGAACAGGCCUCUGACAAGAACAUUCCACGAUUGCUUUCUUUACCAUGUGUCAAAUCAUAUUUUCAUAAUUUACUGAGUGUUUAUCUUGUGCCCAAACUGACUGUAGAGAUACACAGAGCAUGCAUAUCGGACAGACAAGAUCAACAUUGUCAGCCCACAAACCAGGAAUAAUGUUGCAUUUACUGCUUUCAGAACCGUUAUGGUUAAUCAGUGCCCCAUCUCUCUUUUUUCCGUCUCUCUCUUUCCAGCCUCCUCCUAGAGACAUAAGGCCUCUCACAAGAUCCAGGAUUGCCCAGCUGUCUUCAAACAGAGAAGGCAUGUGAUUUUGUGUUAGCUGCGAGGAGAAGAGGGUAAAUAAGGAAAUGUGGCCAAAAGCUAAAUGCAUAAAGCAGCCUUGUUUUAGUAUAAGGAAACCAAAGUGACUUGUGACCCUCUAUCUUAAUAUAUAUGACCUCUGGCACAUACUGUACUGUAAAGGAGACAGAUGGUGGGUGCCAUCAAGGUAGCACUCAAGAGUGGGCUCCAUACCAUACAGACAUUUGGAUUGAUUUGGUCGGUCAUUGAAUAUGUUUUUGUAUGUAUGUAAAGUGUGUGUAUUUAUCAUUCAGAUAGUUUUUUAUAUAUUAUGUUUAGAGACAAAUGCAUGUAUGUGUCUCUGGUCCUUAGUCAGGUGAUGUCAUAAAACAGAAUGUAUUGUCACUUCAUCUUUUUGUGGCUACUUGGUCACUGUCUGAGAUGGCAUCAGUCAUCAGGAGAGUAGCAGGGUGAAAUAAUCCCUAAGUAAAGGAUUUGGUUGUCCACUCACUGUCUUGGGUUUGUAGGGUGAGCUUUGACCUGGCAAAUACAAUCUGUACUGACAAUUUAACAGAAAUUAAUUGUCCUGUCAGGUUAGUAUAACUCCUCAAAGGUGGUAUUUAUUUAUGAGAUAAAAUAGCUGUGGUAGGACUUCAAAAAUGCUGAUUAUAUGAAUCUACUAGCAAUGGAACUAAAAGAGUCAGCCAACUACAAGUAAGGGCUCUAUUCAAUCUGUA